Molecule: messenger RNA, 3751 nt
Organism: Oryzias melastigma (Indian medaka)
Lineage: Eukaryota; Metazoa; Chordata; Actinopteri; Beloniformes; Adrianichthyidae
Gene: entpd5a
Product: ectonucleoside triphosphate diphosphohydrolase 5a
Exons: 13
Coding region: 1060-2556 (498 amino acids)
Biological process (GO): nucleoside diphosphate catabolic process
Cellular component (GO): membrane
Molecular function (GO): GDP phosphatase activity; UDP phosphatase activity
Source: RefSeq, a predicted model, not a curated record
GUCCACUGCGGUGCGUGCUGCACUGGGACUCAGCGAGAAGGGAUUAGCUGAUGCACCACAGUGGUUUAUAUGGGCAAACUCCCACCUAAAGAGGAGGAAUUUGCUCUCCAUACUUUUUAGGCAUUUGUACAUGAAACAUGCCUUGCAGUCCAAAUAUUUUACCCGUGGAAAAACUGUGGGUAACACAGAGAUGAGUGGGAGUGAGAUGAUUGCUCACAUUUUUCUAACUCCAGCUGGAGUGCAGGUCACAAUAUUUAAGGUUCAACAGCUGCAGUGGCUUUAUUGCAUUUUGGAGAAGACAUGUUUUUGUUUUUAAAUCAAUCAAACUUCUAAAUGUGGAAUACAUUAACAUUUUUAGAAUUUCCAAAAACAAAUAAAUAUCUUUUUUCAUAUUGAUGGCUUUCUAGAAAUUCCUUUGAAUCUGAAAUCAAAAUGAUAAAUUUUCUUUACUUAUAGCUUUUAAAAAAAACAGUCAAAAAACACAAAAGUGAUAAUUUCCCCUCAUUUAAAGUGCAGCAAAAUGUGAGAGUUCAAAAAGUUGAAUUGCAGCAUGAAGGAAUUUCUGAGCCAAGCUCCGAUGGAAGUCUUGAAUACGGUCAUAAAAUGUAUUUUAGGACCAUUUCUUUUUGAGCUUUUUUGAGCAGGAGCCAUUCAUUUAGACUAAUUUAGAAACUCCCCUUUCUCAUUUCUUGUAGGGGUUUGGCUUUGGAGUUACCAGUAAAGAUGAGGAGGGGAAAAAACAGAGUCAGAAAUAAUCCUUAAAAAAAAAAAAGAAGAAGAAGAAAGAAAGAGUGGAAAAAAGGAAAGUUUUGCUGCAGGUAGGCUGCAGCUCCAGGAGGUGGGGGACUCCUGAUGGAGCUGGGAUGGACCUCCACGUGAUUGGUAGAUGUGUGCUGUCGGUGGGGCCCCUUGCCAAGCCCUUACGUCUUUAUAUAGUGUAAUCAGAUGGCCGGACAGCCUGAGUGAGCAUCCACUCUGCCUCCCUGCAUCUCCUCUGCUGCUCCAGCAUCCUCCUCUCUCCUCUGAACCUCCAUCUCUCCCUCCCGGGUGGUGAUCAGCAUGGCCAACCUCCUCCUCACUCUGAGUCUGUGGCUCCUGGCCGGGAGUCCCCUCAUCCAGGCGACCUACUACCGGCACCACCGCUACAUCCCCCACUACCGCUACCGGGAGCACACCGCCAACACGGAAAACCUCCUCCCUGAUGUUUCCAACCCCGCGCCUGAGGUCACCCAGUCCGGCGCCUCCACCAACCACGAAAUCCCGGAGGUUUUCCACCCGGCGCCCGAAUCGGUCCACCCCAUGCCGGAGGUCUUCCACCCGGUCCCCGAGGUGGUGCACCCCGCCCCCGAGAGUUACCUGCCCCCGCAGGUGCUGGAGCCCGCCGCACCUGUGCCCCCCUUCACCAGCCGCGUCUUCUACGGGGUCAUGUUUGACGCGGGUAGCACCGGCACCAGGAUCCACAUCUACAAGUUCAUCCAGAAAGAUCCCGUUGAGCUGCCAGUUUUGGACAGUGAAAUGUACCAUGCUAUAAAGCCCGGCCUGUCUGAGUACAAGUACAACCCUGAGGAGGGCGGUAACACCAUCCGCCAGUUGCUGAAGAUUGCCAAGAAGACGAUUCCAGAGGAGGAUUGGAAAAGGACGCCGGUGGUGCUGAGAGCCACAGCGGGUCUACGCCUGCUGACUGACGAACAGGCCGAGGGCAUCCUGAAUGAGGUACGAGAGGUCUUUGAGGAAUCCCCUUUCUAUGUGCCGAGCAACAGUGUCUCCAUCAUGAAUGGAAUAAAUGAAGGAGUGCUGGCCUGGGUCACAGUGAACUUUCUCACAGGUCAUCUGUACUCCAACACCAGGAGAACUGUGGGUAUUCUGGAUUUAGGUGGAGGAUCAACACAAAUAACAUUCCUCCCAAAGUCAAAGAAAACUAUUGAGACUGCUCCUCCUUCGUAUACUGCCAGAUUCAACCUCUUCAACAACACUUAUGAACUCUACACACACAGCUAUCUUAAAAAUGGACUAAUUGCUGCUCGCUUGGCAACUCUUGGAGCCCUUGGAGCCGAUGGGUUGGACUGGAAAGUCUUCACUAGUCCGUGUCUCCCGAAAAAGUACAAAGCGGAAGUGACUUUUGGAGGGUACACCUAUAAAGUCAGCGGGAUUCCAGACGGGUACGCGGGGUAUAAGCUGUGCUACUACGAGGUCCAGAGGGUGAUUAAAGGUAUAUUUCACCAACCGUACGAAGUGAAAGGCACCAACGUCUUCUACGCUUUCUCGCAUUACUUCGACAGAGCCAAUGAGACGGGCCUCAUCAGUGAACGAGGCGGUACGGUGGAAGUCCGGGACUUCAAGAAGAAAGCCAAAGAGGUGUGCAACAAGAUGACCAAAUACCGACCUAUUAGUCCUUUCCUCUGCAUGGAUAUGACAUACAUCACGUGCCUCCUAAAGGAGGGCUUCGGCUUCAAGGACAGCACCGUGCUGCACCUGGCCAAGAAGGUGAACAACGUGGAGACAAGCUGGGCCCUGGGCGCGACCUUUGACUUCUUCCGAAACUUUAACAUCCAUUAAAGACAGCUCUCCAGUUGUUGCAUCUGGCACUGAAAGGGACAACCGUGGGGCCUCCUUCCACCCGUCCACCCUCGCAGAUAGUCCCAGCAUGUCUCCACACUCAUCCAUCAUCUCUCCCUAAACCUCAACACCCUCAGAAUGCUUUCAGAACUUUUUAAAAAAAAGAAGUUUCUAUAUUUUUUUAAGGCCAGCUGUUUCUACUGUAUGCUCGGAACUAGUGAGCUCAUUUUAAUGCUAAAAACGUUUACAUUUUUUAACCCUUUAUGGAUGAAUGAUCUGAAAUGUCUCCCUCCCUACCUUGUAUAGAGGCAGAGUAGCUUGGUGCUCACUGUGGUCCUGGUGUCUGCUGCACAGCACAGAAAAUUUAUAUUUUUCUGGAGGCUUUUAAAUCCACUCUUUUUAGAAAGAAUAUCAGUAAAUUAUUUCUAAUUGGAAAUUGAGCAAAUCUUUUUCCUUUCCUUCAACAUUGCACGAAACACUUUAACUGCAGAUAAUGUAGCUGAGAAAUGAUACUUUGCUAUGAUGCCAUCUGGAAUUGUACAUAUUCACGAUUGGUGUUGGAUUCACCACGACUCAGGGGGGCGGUGGAGAGAAUUCUCUCGCAGUGUUGUAAAUGAUUCAUUCUCGUAACUUUUUUUUUUUUUUCCGAGUUGCCUCCGUUGCUGUUUUGCUUCAUCCAGAGUGAGAAAAUAACCCAUCACUCACAGCUUACUUACAGGUUCCUUUGGUGCGAACUGUAUUUAGAUGAUCAUUAGAGAAACCACUCAUUAAGCGCAGACAGUGCAGCCAGAAGCUUGAUCUACAGCCGUUUAAUGAAGUCAAAGCAUAAACAGAAAUUAUGUAAAAACUAUAUUUCUUUGUUGUACUGAACAUAUUCUGUUGUGAAUUGUACAAAUAUUUGAAACUGUGUGUAUUUUUGUUGUGCUUAUCCAGUAGGUACUCUAUUAUUCUAUAUAUUCAUCUACUACUGUUGUACAUAUACACUUUAAUCAUAGUGAAAUGUUCAUUCUAAAGGGUGCACAGUUGAAAUGUAUAUCUGUAUCCAUCAGUAAAAUGAUCUGAUGCCUGAUAAAAUGUAAAUUGUUUUUCUUAAAGUGUAUACUGGACAUGUAUGUUUAAAUAAAACCUCUGUGAUUCAUAUUCUGUAUCGUCAAACCUCACUUUUUUGAUUAAAAACAAAAAAACCAUAUCAGCA